Molecule: messenger RNA, 7356 nt
Organism: Xyrichtys novacula (pearly razorfish)
Lineage: Eukaryota; Metazoa; Chordata; Actinopteri; Labriformes; Labridae
Source: the annotation of a GenBank genome assembly
AUGAGAAGCUCUGUGGCGUUUUUCUCUCUCAGCCGAGUCCUGGACGAGCUGAAGGAGACGAUUUCUCAACCAAACGACAAAAAGGUUAGGAUGUCACAUGACCUGAUGAUGUCACAGACAGAACAAACAGAGCAAAGGUGAAAGCGUACAGGACGCCAUUUUAAUCAGCGCAGUAAAGCGUACAGGACGCCAUUUUAAUCAGCGCAGUAAAGCGAACAGGACGCCAUUUUAAUCAGCGCAGUAAAGCGUACAGGACGUGUAUCGGCGCCGUCAGAGCUUCAAAUCGACAGCAGCUCUGCUAAAUAUGUGGCGGCGAGUCGAUUUCUGCUGCUCUACACUUCCUACACACGUCAACCUACACAGAGAAGAUUGUUCUAGACAGGAAGUCAAACACGAAGACCGCGCAUGUAUUUCAAAAUAAAACACCGUAUGUGAACUUCGCUCCAAAUACGCUGAUCCUGAACGCUGCUCUACAGAGCAAAUACAGAACAACACACACACACACACACACACACACACACACACACACACACACACACACACACACACACACACACACAGCAGUAUUCUCAUAGGUGUUUCAUUGUUGUCAUGCUGGUAACACCUUUCCCUCCUCUUCAAAGUCACCGUUGCUAUGGUAACCAUGCGUAGGUGCAGUGAAGGUGCGUUUGUCUGUUGAGUGUUUGUCUGAUCAGCUGAUUUCUCUGAACCCUGAGGUCUCGAUGGUCCACUGAAGAAAACCAGAGAGAGAGAGAGAGAGAGAGAGAGAGAGAGAGAGAGAGAGGGAGAGAGAGAGAGAGAGAGAGAGAGAGAGAGAGAGAGAGAGAGAGAGAGAGAGAGAGAGAGAGAGAGAGAGAGAGAGAGAGAGAGAGAGAGAGAGAGAGAGAGAGAGAGAGAGAGAGAGAGAGAGAGAGGGAGAGAGAGAGAGAGAGAGAGACAGAGAGAGACAGAGAGAGAGAGAGAGAGAGAGAGAGAGAGAGAGAGAGGGAGAGAGAGAGAGAGAGAGAGAGGAGAGAGAGAGAGAGAGAGAGAGAGAAAUAAAAGAAUUAAAAUGCAAAAAUAAAAUACACCAGAGAAAAAUAGAAACUCAGAAAAAAUAAAAAAGUAAAAUAAAUGAGAUAACAUUGAAAAAAAGAGUAAAAGAUGAAAUAAAAGAAUUAAAGAAAAAUAGCAUGAAAUAAAAACACCUGUUCACGUAUCAGUUCCUCUUUUUAAUCAAUAAAACAAUCAAUUCUUUUAAACAAACUUCGGCUCCUAAAUCUAAAAAUCUGUUUAAGUUUGUUCUUCAUGUAAAUUUUUUUAUUUCUCACUCUGAUGAAAAUAUUUCCACAUUUUUAAAAACACGUGAACUCAGAACGGCGUAGACGAGAAUCAGAAGAAGAAGAAGCUCCGCCUCUUCUCUGCAGCUGAGGCUCACCACACUUUGUCUUUUUUAGGUUGAGAGGAUAUUUAUGAAAACGAAGGUGCUGCUCUUCGCUCUCUGUGGAGGAAACUGUGCGUCUGACUCAGACCUGAUCUUUUGAAGGUCAGUCACAGCGGGUUUCCUGCAGCCGUUAGUGUUCAGCCUCCACCUGCAGCAGAAAACAGGUCAGACUGCAAACUCUGCAACGCUCAACGCUCAACCUCUUCCUGACAAACACGUCAACACCGUUCUCUCAUCUGAGGUUGCGGUGAGAAGGUUUCUUUUCCGGCGAUCACAAACUUGAUUUUUCUCACUCAGACGUGUGAAGAUCAGCAGAGGCUGAAGGUCUGUCACACCUCACUGACAUAAACUCAAACCUGAAGGAGAACUGAGGAUCAACAAGUCCAAUCAGAACAAGUUCUCAAACGUCCUCCUGACUCGAGUCAGGAUGAAACUGAAGCAGCAGAGUCAAACAUGGUCCUGUGAAGAACUUUGAUUCUGGUUUUCUGUCUCUCCAGGAUGUCGUGCAGAAAAGUCACUGCAUCCCCCCGUCUCCUGUGGUCCACGUACGAGGACUCUGUGACGCCGUGGUGGAGGCCGAUCUGGUGGAGGCGCUGGAGAAAUUUGGAAACAUCUGGUAAAGACCUAGAUAAUACUACUUCCUGUUCCUCAAGUGUCCACCAGGGGGUAUCUCCAAAGUGAGUUCUGAUAGAAGAACAACCAGACAGGUCCAAAGUUCUGAUAGAGGAACGACCUCCUCUCCAGAUCUGGUGGACGUAGAUGUUCUGACACCAGAAUGUUUCUGUAGGAGAAGAGUCCUGCUGAAGAACUGGACCGGUGCGGUUCUGACCUGUCCCUUCUCUAACAGAGCUGCUGUAUUUGUCUGAGUUUUCCACAGAACCCACCUGUUCGUACCUGAGUGAGUAAGCCCCGCCCCCUCUAACCCCCCGUCUGCUCCCACCGCAGUUACGUGAUGAUGAUGCCGUUCAAGCGUCAGGCUCUGGUGGAGUUCGAUGGCGUGGCGAGCGCUGAGCGGUGCGUGUCUGUUGGAGCCCGUGAAUCCGUCUGCGUCGCUGAUCAGCAGGCGUUCUUUAACUUCUCCACCAGCCAGAGGAUCAGCAGACCCACCAACGCCGCCGACCACCCCGGCGGCGGAAACAAAGUCCUGCUGCUGUCUGUACAGAACCCGCUGUACCCCAUCACCACCGUAAGUCCAGAACCUCAGCCAUCAGGUCUGAACUCAAACCCGGGCCCUGGUUUUACUCCGUUUGAUUCAGAUCACCAUCAUUGCCGUAACCAUCAUCUAGUUCUGUUUGAGUCCCUUUAAGUCCUGGAGACCCUCACAGAUGGAGCUAAACUGUGUCCCUCUGUCCCUCAGGACGUCCUCUACGCCGUCUGUAAUCCUGUCGCUAACGUCCUGCGCAUCGUCAUCUUCAAACGUAACGGCGUCCAGGCCAUGGUGGAAUAUCCUGACCGAUCAGCCGACGGAGUCUGAAGCGAGUCGACUGUCAAAUAUUCAGAGUCAAAAAAAUUUAAAGUGUUCUGCUGCUUCCUGUCCUCUGAUUGGUCUGCUGCUGAUUAUCCUUAACGAGCUCAUUAACAUUUGAGUCGGUGGAGGACGCGCAGAAGGUCAAACUGUCUCUGAACGGAGCCGACAUCUACGCCGGCUGCUGCACGCUCAAGAUCGAGUACGCUCGGGUAAACACACACACACACACACUGUGCUUCUGACAACACACACUCUACUGCAUGCACACACACACAGCCUCACUCUCAUGCCCACACACACACACACACACACACACAGAGGUGCUGUGCUCUGUCGCCCCCUGCAGCCCAACAGACUGAAUGUGAUCCGCAAUGACAACAGCAGCUGGGAUUACACCAGAGCCUUCCUGCUGCACCGAGGUAGGACAACACACACACACACACACACACACACACACACACACACACACACAGACGACAACAGAAAAAAAACAGAACCGGGUCAAAGAAGGACUCAGACCUUCAAUGGGGGUCAUCAAAAAUCUGCUCAGGGUUGAAGAAGGACACGACAAUCUGUGGAGGGGGGGGCGAAGAAAACAAAACGAUUAAUGAGAAAAAAAAACAUGUCUGAAAAAAUGAAAUUAAAAAUAGGAAAAUUAAUUUUAUUGCGUGAAGAAAAACACUAACAGUGUAACAGUGUAACAGUGUUACAAAGCUACAUAGUUACAGUAUAACAGUGUAACAGUGUAACAGUGUUACAGUGUUGGAGUAUAAGUGUUACAGUAUUACAGUAUUACAGUAUUACAGUGUUCUAUGUUAGCGUGUUACAGUGUUGGAGUAUUAGUGUGUUAAAGUAUUACACUGUUACAGUAUUACAGUGUAAUACUGUUACAGUGUAACAGUAUUACAGUAUUACAGUGUAACAGUAUUACAAUGUUACGACAGUAUUACAGUGUAACAGUAUUACAGUGUAACAGUAUUACACUGUUACAGUGUUACAGUGUAACAGUGUUACAGUGUAACAGUAUUACACUGUUACAGUAUUACACUGUUACAGUGUUACAGUGUAACAGUGUUACAGUGUAACAGUAUUACACUGUUACAGUGUUACAGUGUAACAGUGUUACAGUGUAACAGUAUUACAGUGUAAUACUGUAAUACUGUUACAGUGUAACAGUAUUACAGUAUUACAGUGUAACAGUAUUACAAUGUUACGACAGUAUUACAGUGUAACAGUAUUACACUGUUACAGUGUUACACUGUUACAGUGUUACAGUGUAACAGUAUUAAUACUGUAAUACUGUAACACUGUAACAGUGUUCCAGUGAAACAGUAUUACAGUGUUACAGUGUUACAGUGUGACAGUAUUACAGUGUUACAGUGUAACAGUAUUACAGUGUUCCAGUGUAAAAGUAUUACAGUGUUCCAGUGUAACAGUAUUACAGUGUUACAGUGUAACAGUAUUACAGUGUUACAGUGUGACAGUAUUACAGUGUUCCAGUGUAACAGUAUUACAGUGUUACAGUGUAACAGUAUUACAGUGUUACAGUGUAACAGUAUUACAGUGUUACAGUGUAACAGUAUUACAGUGUUACGACAGUAUAACAGUAUUACAAUGUUACGACAGUAUUACAGUGUUCCAGUGUAACAGUAUUACAGUGUUCCAGUGUGACAGUAUUACAGUGUUACAGUGUAAAGAAUUCCUGAGUGUCCCGCAGACUCACCUCCCGUCUUCAGAUUCCUCAAAAAUGUCCAGGUGCCUAAAAAACAGACAGAAACGUUUUAUUUGCAGAACAGGUGAGAGCAGGUAAGAAGGCUGCUGAUUGGUCAGAGGUACAGGUGAGGCAGUAGUUGGGAGAGGAGAGAUGUUCCUGCAGAAGUGUCUCUGACCUCCAGACUCCCUGUGGACCCAUGUGUCUGUCUGUGUGUCACAGAGCGAGGGACGGCGAGGGGGAGGCAGCGUCAGGCCAUCCUCGGGGAGCAUCCCUCCAAUGGCUGCGGUACCCUCUAUUUCUCCUUGUCUCCUUCUCUGUGUGUCCUUGUCACCUUCUCUAUGUGUCCUUGUCUCUUUCUCUGUGUGUCCUCAUCUCCUUCUCUGUGUGUCCUUGUCUCCUUCUGCAGUGUGUCCUUGUCUCCUACUCUGUGUGUUUCCUUGUCUCCUUCUUCAGUUCUGUUUAUUCUUCCAUCCCCUAUGCAGGUCAUCUCCGCCCCCUGCUGCCUCGACCCUGUAAUAGCAGGUACAGGAGGAGCUGUGAGGAGGUGCAGGAUUCCAUCACCUACCCCCUGCUCCUCCCUAAGACCUUCUCCACCCUCUCGUCCUCCUCCUCCGCCUUCCUGGGCCCUGCUUCCAGCUCUGUUGCCAUGGUGAGCGGCCUCCAUGCCACCAAGAUGAACUGCAGCCGCGUCUUCAACCUCUUCUGUCUCUAUGGUAACGUGGAAAAGGUGUGUGUGUGUGUGUGUGUGUGUGUCUCCUCCUGAUGUUCAGGUCGACCAGGUUGGAGUGUUUGAAUAAUGAAGGUCUGACUGUUGGUGUUUGAAGGUGAAGUUCAUGAAGAGCGUCCCCGGCACGGCGCUGGUGGAGAUGGGGGAUGAGUACGCAGUGGACCGAGCUGUGACCCACCUUCACGGCAUCAAGGUGUUUGGACAAAAACUCAGUGUUUGGUAAGGAAGGUCGGCCAUCUUUACGCCGAUUCAAACCUGGAGGAGAUGUGGACAAACCUUCAUAACGCUCGUUCAAAAAUAUCCGAAUAUUUCCUCUAAAAUCUCGAGGUUCCGAUAAGUAACCACAAUCAUUGUCAAAAGACCACGUGUCCCAGGACCAGCAGAGUCUUUCCACAAAUAUGAGACACGGUCCAAGUGAAGAAACCGUCCCCCUUAGAAAGAAUCAUUUUAAAGGACGUCUUUAGACGUCCAAACAGACGGCACAGUCGUCCACCCAACAGCACAAACAUGUCCUCUAAAAACAAAGUCCUUCCUCUCACUGCUAUCGUCCCUCUUCAACCUGUCCUCUCCCUGUCCUCAUGUGUCCUCUCCUGUCCUCACAGUGUGUCCAAGCAGCAGGCUGUGAUUCCCAGUCAGGUCUUUGAGUUGUCUGACGGCAGCAGCAGCUACCAAGACUUCAGCCUGACCAGAAACAACCGCUUCAGCGGCUCACAGAGCGGCAGGAACAUCAUCCAGCCGCCCGCCGCAGUCCUGCACUUCUACAACGCCCCGCCCACUUUCAGCCGGCAACAACUAAACCAGGUGAGGAACACCUGAGAUACAUGCUUUACUGCAGAAACAGGAGCUGGAGAUGAUGGAGGAGGGUGGAGAACUGACCGAGGGAGCUUCUGAGAAAGACUGUUACUGUAAAAGAAAAGGGGGCCCAGCGUGGAGCCCUGUGGGACACCUCUGAUCAUCAAAGGGGGCCCAGCGUGGAGCCCUGUGGGACACCUCUGAUCAUCAAAGGGGGCCCAGUGUGGAGCCCUGAUUUUUCUGAUCUGUCCUCUCUUUGUCCGUCUGUAGCUCUGCACCGAACACAACGUCCCAGUUUUCAUCAAGUUUAAGGUGUUUGACGCCAAACGUAAGUUCAGCCAAUCAGACGCAGUUUAAAGGCGAGGACUGACUCUGUCACCUUAAAGAAAAUACUUUUCUUUACCUCUUCCUCUUCCUCCUCCUCUUCCUCUUUGUCUUCCUCUGUCCCAUCAGCCUCCUCAAAGACUCUGUCCGGUCUCCUGGAGUUUGACAGUAAAACUGAAGCUGUGGAAACGCUGACUGUCCUCAACCACCACCAGAUCAGGAUACCCAGUGAGUACUCACCUGACACACAGGUAACACCGCAGGAACCAAUCAGGAAGGGGAAGUUAAGACUGAGGUCAAACCUGGUCCCAAAAGUGCAGUUCCUCUUAUGUCCACCAGAGGCCGUCAUUUCAGUUUGAUUUCAUCCUGUCUGGAGCUCAAAAAGGCUCUUCGAACCCGAGCUGAGACACCUGACACUGGGACAGCAGUCCGUCUGUCUCUCCGUCUCUCCGUCUCCUGUAGUCUUCAUGUUUAUAUCAGACUCGUUCUCUCUCUGCUCUUCGUUGUUGUUGUUGUUGUUGUUGUUGUUGUUGUUGUUGUUGCUGUUGUUGUUGUUGUUCUUGUUGUUGUUGUUGUUGUUGUUGUUGUUGUUGUUGUUGUUGUUGUUGUUGUUGUUGUUGUUGUUGUUGUUGUUGUUGUUGUUGUUGUUGUUGUUGUUGUUGUUGUUGUUGUUGUUGUUGUUGUUGUUGUUGUUGUUGUUGUUGUUGUUGUUGUUGUUGCUCUUCGUUGUCAUUGUUUGGUUUAUAAAUGAUUUGACCACUAGAGGUCAGGAUUCCCUUAAACUGCAGGGUCAGGACUGUAUCUUUCUGUCUGAUGCGAGUUUCUCUCUGUGUUUCUGUCUCCGACCUGCAGACAGCUCCACCCCCUUCACCCUCAAACUCUGCUUCUCCACCUCCUCCCACCUGUGA